This is a messenger RNA of Caenorhabditis angaria, 1082 nucleotides long. The record is from the annotation of a GenBank genome assembly. NCBI's taxonomy places the organism in Eukaryota, Metazoa, Nematoda, Chromadorea, Rhabditida, Rhabditidae.
AUGGAGCUGGAAAGCGAUAAAAUCAAACUUGAUGAUGAUUCGGAGCAAACUGGUUGGUUCGAUAUGCCAUAUGAGAUGAGAGAAAUUGUGAUAAAUCAUAUGAAAUUGCAAGCAAAAGGAAACUUCGCACAAAUUUCACAACAAUGUUUGGAAGAAGUUCAAUUAUCGAACAAUCUCAAUGCUUUUUGCUUGGAAAUAAUGGAUAUGAGUAGUGAAAGAUCUAUAGAAUAUAUAAAUAUUCAUAUAACUACUGAUGAUGAAGAAGAAGAUAAUUUUCUCGAACUUUUCACAGUUUGUAACACCACAGUGGCGCCGGAAAAUGAGCAAGCAUUGGCGUAUUUUCGAAAUAAAUGUGAUAGAUUGUUUGAAGUGGAUUCAAGGGAAAAAAUGACAGAAUUUAUACUGGAGAACUUUCGUGGUUUAUGGAUGAUUUUGAAGAGUAGUUUAAGAGAAUUGAUGAUUGAAAUGGUCAGUGAGAAUUUUAAAAAAAUUCAAAAGGUUAACUAAAUUUUCUUCAGGACGAUUUUCCAUACGAUCAAAUGAAACUUGGAAAUUUAAACGGUUUAACAACAAUCAACCUUUUCGCCAAUACAAAAAACAAUCAAAUUGAUCCGAUUCGCUCUGGUUUCAUCAAUAUCGAGCAACUUCGCCUCGUUGAAUUAAAAAUAUCCAUCCCAAGUCUCACAAUUGAUCAAAUAUUUCAAUUAAAAGCGGUUUCUAUUGAUGUUGGUUAUGACGGUGGUGAACUUUAUGAUCUUGAUCAAAUUAUUGAUCGAAUUAUCAAUGGGGAACUUGAUGAAAAUGUCAGUUAUAUCACAAUCAGACCAAAACACUGUGUUGACAAGAUUUCGGGAAUUUUUGCAAGGCGUAUGCAGUGAGUGUCAUUAUUUCUUCAAGAGAAAUUAAUUUGUUUUUUUUAAAGGUUUUUUGCGAUGCAAAGUUUGGUGAAAAGAGUGGAUAAAAUGAUAAAAAUCACUGAUCAUAGAUUUGGAGUUGUAAUUGAUACCAAAAUUUUGACUGAUAUCGACCAAACCGACAACAGCGCGGGCGGAUUUAUGGUCUCCGCAUGGAAUAUUCUAUAA